AUGAAAAUUUAAUUAGAUAAAGACACAUACAUUCUUUAGAAAAAAAUAGGUGAAGGCAAUUUUGCUACUGUUUAUGCUACUUAGCAUCAAAAUCUUGUAGCUAAAGUGUGCUAUAAAUCCAACCCAAAAGCAUUUAAAGCAUUUUAGAUAGAGAUGGAUAUAUUGAAUAAAGUUUAAGGAGAAGGGAUUGUUAAAUUAGAAAAGUCUGGUAUUACUUAAUUGUAAGGACAAACAAGUGGAGUUUUAAUUUUAGAAAAUUGUUCUAAAGGAAGUUUGAUUGAUUUAAUGGCAACAUAUGUAUAAUCUAAAAUAUUAUCAAGAUCAACAGAAGACCUCCUGAACAAUUAGUAUUAAUGAUUGCAAGAGAUAUUGUUAAAGGAAUAAUAUAAAUUCAUUAAGUAUUUUUUAAAUACAUUUUUAGAUUGGUUAUAUUCAUAGGGAUGUGAAAAUGGAGAAUGUACUUUUAAAUUCUUUAGGUUAUUUUAAACUCUGCGAUUUUGGUAGUGUUACUAAAACUAAGCACUUUAAAAUUGAUAAUAAUAAUAGAGAUACAAUUAAAGAUGAUAUCGAAGAAAAUACAACACCCUUCUACCGUGCACCAGAAUAUAUUGAUUUCUAUUCAAAUUAUCCUAUCACAGAAAGUGCUGAUAUAUUUGCUCUAGGUGUUUUAUUAUUUAUGUUUUGCUUUUAAAAACCUCCAUUUGAAAGUGGAUUAGCAGCAGUCAAUAAUCAUUAUUUCAUACCUGAUUCUCAUGAAUAUUCAUAAAAGUAAUCAAUAAUUACAUGAAUCUAGACUUAUCUAACUUAUUCAAUCUCUUUUUAAUGUUAAUCCAAAAAAUAGACCCACUGCAUAAGAUAUUUUCUAAAAAAUAUAAAAUAAUUGGUAAUUGCCCUAGAGAUUCAUAGAAACAACUAAUUAACCAAUCCCUGUUCCUAAUUUAAAUAAACAUUUUGCAUCUAUAGACAAUGUUUAUAUUGAAAAAAAAGCUGCUCCUCUUGGCUUUUUUGAUUAAGUCAAACGUUAUCUAUUUACAUUAAGUAAGAAAACAGAAGCAUGGGUCAUUUAAAGCACUAGUAAUGAUGAUAAUCCACCAAGAUUAGAAGAUAUAAGAUCUUUGGUUAUUAAGGCAUGGUUAAAAAGAGAAAAAAUACCAAAAUUUUAUUUGGCAAUCUAACAAAAAAUAUUAUUACCAUAACCUGAAAAUCAUAGAGUAAUAAUGAAAUUGUCCAUUCUUUUACAUUAAUAUAUCAAAAAAGGUCCACCUGAUGUUUUAUAAGAGUAAAAAUAAAAAAAUCUACCAAAUAUUUGGAGCAUUAUAAAAAUUUUAACUGAUUUAUAUAAACAAAGAAUAAAGAUGAAUCCUCAGAAUGAAGUAAAAGUUCUUGCUAAUUAUUUUACUAUCAUAAACAAAAAAUUAAUAAUAUGUUAUGCUAAUAAAAAACUAUUAGAAGGAAGUUAUUCAUUAUCUCCUCUCUUUUUAUCCUUAGAGAGAGGAGAAUUUUGGAAACCACUUGAAUCUAAAUUGAUAGAUGACUUAUUAAAAUAUUGGUCUGAUUGUUUAUAGUUUCUCUCAGAAAUAUUUUAACCAAAUCCAUUAUGGAGAAUUUAGACAUUAAUUAUCAUGUAAAUGGUAGAUGAAACAUAUUCAUUACUGUCUAUGUUACUUCAUUUAUGGAUUGCUGUAAAAGAAACUUUGAAUACUAGUGAAAAUUUAGAUACAAUUAAAUUAACAGAAUGGAUCUUAAAUGUUGAUUAAAGAUAUGAAGAAAAUUAUUACAAAACCAAAAAAUUAUUUGAAAAAUGCACAACUUUGUCUGAAUUUACAGAAAUUAAAAGAUUUAUGCCAAAUUUAUAACCUGAAGUUAUUAAUUAUCUCUAAUAAGUUGAAUAUUUUAAAGGAAAAACUAAAAUUGAGCUUAGUCCCUAAAGAUCUAUCUAUGGAAUUAAAAUGCCUUUAAGUUAUUAAGUUACGGUCUAAAAAUUAUAAUAAGUUCUUUUAUCUAUGACUGAUUUCGACAAAUCUUAAAAUUUAAUAUAGUCUAGCAAUGUUAAUCAUGACUUUUUUGCAGAUUUUGGAUUUUUACAUAAUUAAUAAUAAUCAUAACCCUAAUAAUAAGAAUAUGAUUAACCUUGGGUUGAUUUUUCAUCAACAUUUUAGUAAUAAUAAUAAUAAUAAUAAUAAUAAUAAUAAUAAUAAUAAUAAUAAUAAUAAUAAUAAUAAUAAUAAUAAUAAUAAAAUUUGUCUGAAUCAUAUUUUGAUAAUUAAUUUAUGUAAGAAGCUGGAAGAGAAUCAAUUCAAACUGAAAUUGAUUCUAAAUUGCUAUCAUAAAUUGUUUUUAAAAUAAAUUAUGAUAAAGGUUAAGAUAUUAAUAUUCAAGAUUCUUAAAAAAAUUAAUAAUUCUAGUAGGCCUAAUCUUAAAUUUUAGGUUUAAAAUAAUAAGAAAAAUCAAAAAUAAUUGAAGUAAAUGAUUUACUAGAUGUUCAUGAAAAUAUUGUUUCUUAGAAAAACAACAAUGAACCAUUUGAUUUAAUAAAUUAUGAUGACAAACCUUUUUAGUCAUAAUAAAAUGCUUUUUUCUUACCUACAGAUAUUAAUUUUUCCUAAUUUUCAAACUAAGAUUAAAAAUAAGGAAGUGAAAAGACUGAAAGCAUGAAUAUAUAACAUUAUUAAAACUAGAUUAUUUAGUAAUAAAUUCCUUUAUAAUAAUUUCACUAAUAAAAUGUUUAUCAACAGUAAAUACCAUAGAUGAAUCAAUAAAACUCUUAACAAUAAAAAAUGGUAAUUAAAGAUGAUAAUUAAGACCAUAUACCAAUGAGCUGCAAUAAUUAUCCAUCAUAACAAACAGAAAGGAAAUAACAGAUACCAAACGACUUAAUUUAAUCAAUAAACCCAACCAUAAACUUAACGCCAGUGAGAUAAAAAAUACAUUCAUUAAUUUUAGAGCAUGCAAACCAAAUAAUUGAUGGUCAAUUAGAUAUUAGUGAUUUUAUAAUUUAAUACAAUGAGUUAGUGUUUUAUGAGUAAAUAGCAUAAGGAGGAUCAGGAGUGGUGUAUCGUGGAAAAUACAAGAAUGAUAUAGUAGCAAUAAAGGAUAUAGAUAUAAAUGAAAAGGAUGAAUAAAAGAUGAAAGAAUAUAAGAGAGAAAUUGUGACCCUGGUGAAAGUAAGACACCAUCAAAAUUUAGUUUGUUUAGUAGGGAUUACUUUUAAUUAAAAUAAAUUGUAUAUAAUAACAGAGUUUUGUUCAGGGGGAUCACUUUUUGAUUUGAUACAUAGAAAUAGAGAGACGUGCAUUGACUAAUUAACAAAGUUGAAAUUAAGCUUAUUUAUAGCAGAAGGAAUGGCUUAUAUUCAUAAAUUAGGUUUUAUGCAUAGAGAUUUGAAAUCAUUAAAGUAAUAUAAAAUUUAUAUUAAUAGUAUAUUAUUAGAUUAGCCAUUUAGUGCUGACUCAAACAUAAAGAUCGCAGAUUUUGGUUUAGCUAGAACAGCAUUAGAAAAAACUGAGUGGAUGACAGCGGUUGUGGGAACAUUUGUAAAUUAAUGAUUAUAAAUUAGCAUUGGAUGGCUCCAGAGGUAUUUAGAGGAGAAAUGUAUACAAAUAAAGCUGAUGUAUAUUCUUAUGGAGUAUUUAUUUAUAUUAAUCUUAGAUUGUGUUAUAUGAAUUAUUUUCUAGAUAGAUUCCUUAUUUAAAUAUUGCAAAUCCUAUGCAAAUUAUGAAUGCUGUGACAGAAUAAAAUUAAAGACCUGAUCUCUCUUUUGAAUGUUAACAAGAGAUUAAAGCAUUAAUGGCUAAAUGUUGGCAUCCUAAUCCUGAUUAAAGACCAACAUUCGAAUAAAUUAUUAAUAGUUUACAAAGUUUAUGAAAGAAUUC
This is a messenger RNA of Paramecium sonneborni, 3872 nucleotides long. Lineage: Eukaryota; Ciliophora; Oligohymenophorea; Peniculida; Parameciidae. The record is from the annotation of a GenBank genome assembly.